UGGUACUGCAUUUGAAUAUUCCUCCAUUCUUGUCAUUAUAAAACGAAAGCAAAGCAAAGCAUGGCUCCUAAGGAAUCAAAAUGGGACGACCCUUGUGGCGAGAGUGUCUCUCAUCUGCGUUGAGAACAGCCCUAGCGUGCACCAUAGUGGGGUGCGUCACCCUCUACGCUCCCUCCUCGCUCUGCAACCUCAUAGCCUUCCCUGCAUUCUCCUACGUCACAGCCAUUAUCAUCAUCAUCAACGACGCCACCUUCGGACACGCCUUGCGAGCGUGCUGGCUCGCGCUCUACGCCACCCUUCAGGGCAUUGGCCCCGCCCUCUUCGCCUUCUGCCUCCUCCCACCCAGCCGCUUCAACAAGUUGACCACCGCCGUGGCGGUGGCGCUCGCCGCGUUCGUGGUGGUUCUGCCUUCGCCUCGCUGCACGCACUUGAUAGCUAAACGCAUAUCGUUGGGUCAGAUAGUGCUCGUGUACGUUGUGGCGUAUGAUAAUGGCGUUCACACUGAUCCUAUCAUGCACCCUUUACGAUUAGCGGCUAGCACUGCCUUAGGUGUUCUUGCUUGCGUUCUGGCCUUGAUGCUUCCAUACCCGCGUCUUGCAUGCUACCAGAUGAAUCAAAGCUACAAGCUAUUAACAAUGAAUACCUUGAAGAGAUUGAAGCUUCUUGUAAAAGUGAUAUGCGAGGAGGACAAGACCAUUGCUGUCGGAUUAAUCUCCCAUGCCAAGUCAUUGGUAACUAAGCGAACCAAGCUCGUUUCAAUCAUCAUGCACUACCAAGAGGGCAUGCAAUGGGAGAGACUUCCAAUAAAAAUUUUCAGAUCACACUGCUUGAGCCUAAUAGAAAGACUUGAAGAGGUAGAUACCAAUCUAAUAGGGAUGGAGUUGGCUUUGACUUGCACCAAUUCAUUCCCAUUCAACACUCUCGACGAAGACCUCAAAAAAGGUCUUAAUAACCUUGAGAAGCACGUUAGCCUAACCAUAAAACAAGCCAAACAAACCUUAAGAGGUGGUUCACUAACCGUUCCCGAAUCCAACGCAGAAAACAUAACUCAACUUCUCCAAUCCCUUCAUGCCAUUCCAACAACUCACCAAGAGUUACCCAUUUUCUUCUUCUUAUUUUGCGCCAAACUCCUCCACGAGAAAUCAUUGACCGAACCUCCAACUUGUGCUCAAGACAAAGUUCAUGGAACUUCCAAUUCUCCCAAAGGCAAAGAAAAAUGGGCCAAUUGGGUAGCAACAUUAAGAAGUACAAAUGUUAUGCCAGCAAUUAAGUUCUCUCUCUCUUUGGGCCUUUCAGUGUUCGUGGGCUUAGUAUAUAGCAAGGAAAAUGGGUUCUGGGCUGGGCUUUCAGUGGCCGUGAGCUAUGUUUCGGGGAGGGAAGCCACGUUUAGAGCAGCGAAUGUUAAAGCCCAUGGGACCGUGUUGGGUGCUGUGUAUGGAGUAUUGGGCUGCUUCGUAUUUGAGAGAUUCUUGCCCAUUAGAUUCUUGUCUCUCCUUCCUUGGUUCAUUUUCACAAGCUUCCUUCAGCGAAGCCGAAUGUAUGGGCCUGCUGGUGGCAUUUCUGCAGUUAUUGGGGCCAUUCUAAUUCUUGGUAGGAAAAACUUUGGGCCACCGAGUGAGUUUGCUAUAGCCAGAAUCAUCGAAACCUUUAUUGGGCUUUCAUGUUCUAUUUUCGUGGAUCUUAUUUUUGGGCCCAAAAGAGCUUCCACGUGCGCCAAAAUGGUACUCUCUCAAUGCUUGGCCACACUUGGUGGGUCCAUAGGGAGUUUGAGUCUACUUGCUGGCAAAACCGAUUUGGAAGAUAACCAAAGGAAAUUGAAAAUGCAAGUUAACGAGCUUAGGAAAUUUGUUGUGGAAGCUGAAGCAGAACCCAAUUUUUGGUUUCUACCAUUUAAUAGUGCUUGUUAUAAUAAGCUUUUGGAGUCAUUGUCAAGAGUGGUGGAUCUCUUGUGGUUUGGAGAACAUGCAUUGAAGUUUCUUCAACAAGAAUUCCAAAGAAUUAGGGUUUGUGGGACAGAGGGUGUGCACACGCUAGAGGUUGAACUUGGACAUGUUAAGAAGUUGAUUUGGUCUUCAAUCAAAUGUCUUGAGGAGAUUUCAAGAAUAAAAUCACCUAGGAGUAUUGGAAAAGAGGUUGAGAAGAUGAAUAACUCUUAUGAUCUUGAAACAGGAAAGUCAAGUGAGUGUGAUAUCUGCAUGGUUUCGAGUAUAGGAGAAGAAGGAAUAGAAGAAACUAUUGACACUUUUCUACAACAAUCUAAAAUUGUUGUUGAUAACUUAUAUGAUGAUGAAGGUGACAAGGAAUUGAAGAGUCAAGUUGCUCUAAGUUUGAGUGUCUUAGGGUUCUGCUUGUAUGCAUGUAUACGAGAGACGAUAAAAAUUGAAGAAGCAAUCAAGGAACUUGUUCAAUGGGAAAAUCCCUUUAGUGAAGUUAAUUAAUUUGGAAAAAAUGAUGGGUGGACACAAAUACUAUGUGACACCACUUAGAGAAAGAAGGGAGAGAAGUAUAGGUAUGAGGGGUUAAGAAAUAGAGAAAUAUAGAUAAAUUAUAGAUGUUAGCUAGUAGAGUGUUUAGAGUGAAAUACUAUUCAAAUAUCAUUACUUUAAAUUUGGUGUGAGAUAUCACACUUUUAACAAAUGAAUUUGAAUGUUGAAUAUAUUUA
Cajanus cajan (pigeon pea) is the source of this 2662-nucleotide messenger RNA. Its product is annotated as P-hydroxybenzoic acid efflux pump subunit. Gene Ontology annotation, cellular component: plasma membrane. The record is from RefSeq and is a predicted model, not a curated record. Lineage: Eukaryota; Viridiplantae; Streptophyta; Magnoliopsida; Fabales; Fabaceae.